GAAACCCAGCCAGCAGGGAAGGGGACCGCCUGCUUGUCUCCUCUCAGGGGAAACCUGCUGAAGUCAUGGCUCCCUUCUCCCUCGCCUACUGCAUCUCGCUGUGCCUGGAUGAGGCAGGGUGCUUUGGGCAAAGACUAUGUGGGGGAAUUGAGGAGCCUGUUAUUCUCUGCUCUUUCUCCGUGCCUGGCUUUUGCUUCCUACCGUUGGCCCCUCACUGCUUCGCCAGCACGUGGGAGGAAGCAGGAAACCUCCUGGCCCUGCUGCAGAAGCCUUGGGACUGGACAUUCAAGCCCUUGGUUGGAAAAAGUGUAUACAAUUCAAUUACUGCAGUAGAAUUCCUUGUGGACAAACAGCUGGAUUUUAUAACUGAAGAUAGUGCCUUUCAGCCCUAUCAGGACGACGUAGACAGUCUAAACCCAGUUCUCAGGGAUAACCCGCAGUUACAUGAGGAGGUAAAAGCCUGGGUAAAGGAACAAAAGGUUCAGGAGAUUUUUAUGCAAGGUCCGUACUCCUUAAAUGGUUACAGGGUGAGAGUGUACAGACAGGAUUCUGCCACCCAGUGGUUCACUGGUAUCAUUACCCACCAUGAUCUCUUCACCCGCACUAUGGUUGUUAUGAAUGACCAGGUGUUAGAACCUCAGAAUGUUGAUCCUUCUAUGGUUCAGAUGACCUUUCUAGAUGAUGUUGUUCACUCUUUGUUGAAAGGUGAAAAUAUUGGCAUCACUUCACGCCGACGGUCUCGUUCCAACCAGAACAGCAACGCAGUCCACGGUCAUUAUACACGUGCGCAAGCAAAUAGUCCCAGACCAGCAAUGAAUUCCCAAACCGCAGCACCAAAACAGAAUGCUCACCAGCACCAGCAACAGAGGAAUACUCGGCCAAAUAAGAGGAAAGGCUCUGAUAGCAGCAUGCCAGAUGAAGAGAAGAUAAAAGAAGAAAGAUAUGAUUAUAUAGGUCGAGGAGAAAACCCCAAAACCAAAAAUAAACAUUUCCUUAGUAAAAGAAGAAAACCUGAAGAGGAUGAAAAAAAAUUAAGUAUGAAGAGACUGCGGACAGACAAUAUCUCAGAUUACUCUGAGAGCAGUGACUCAGAAAUUUCAAAUAAAAGGUUAACAGAUUCGUCCUCAGAGCAAAAUUCGGAAAAUGAGUUAAAAAGCAAGAACACUUCAAAUAUAAAUGGAGAAGAAGGAAAAUCCCAAACUAUUGAGGGAGUAGAACAGACACUAACAGACAGGCAGUCUCCAUGGGAUGAAAUACAGGAAGAUAAAAAACACGAAGAGGCAGAAAGACUGAAGUCAUCCGUCUUAGAUCAGCAAGAAAAAUCGUCACUUCAUUCAGCAGAGCAGCCAACGCCUUAUGAGCAGAAUGCCAGGGAUCCACAUGUUCAAGAGUGCAAUGCAGAAAAACAUCAUACUGCGGAAUUAACAAAUGAGCAAUUUGUACCCAGACCUCCUACUCCGAAAUGUGUUGUUGACAUUACUAAUGAAAACAGCUCUGAAAAGGAGAGCCAGGAUAAUGCUGCAAGUACCUUUGGUUUGCAAACGGUUCAGAAAAUAGAAUCUCACAGCAGCGAUUUAAAACAGCAGUUUGCAAAUGCAAAUUUCCUUGAGGCAAGAAAACAGGAAGCUGAUCAAAGUCGUGGUGGCAGUGUUGUUAACAAAGCAGAUUUGAUACAACCUGGGGUUGUAAAAACAUUAGUAAAUGAACACUUAAAUCCUGAAAAAGAAAAAGUGCAGUAUGGCUCAUUUAUGUCUUCGUUAAAUGUAGCUUCUCUAGCAGAAGAGAGUAAACUGCAUAAACAAAGUCCAGUCUCUGAUUCUGUGAAGUCAAAACCUAGUGCUUCAGUUGAUCAUCCUAAAACAAAGUCACCUGAUGUUAAGCCUAAAUUCACCCAAUCUUCUGAUACUGUGAAGUCUAAGGUUAGUUCCCAAAACAGCCAUGCUACUGGAUUAACAAGGUCAGCCAAUAAAACUGAUCAUGAUUUGCCUAGGUCUAGUUUUCAUCCAGUUCCAGCUAGAGUUAGCGCUCUAGAAGCUACUAAAAGUCCUCUUAUCAUUGACAAGAACGAACAUUUCGCGGUGUACAGGGACCCCACUCUGAUUGGACAAGAAACAGGAACUAAUCACAUUUCACCUUAUUUGCAUCAGCAUAAUUAUCCUCUGCAUUCCUCAUCCCACCGAACCUGUUUAAAUCCAAAUGCUCAUCAUCCUGCAUUAACUGGUUCAUCCCAUCUGCUAGCUGGGUCUUCAGCUCAGGCUCCCUUGUCCGCUAUUAACACUCACCCCCUUAGUACCACAUCCCACCAUUCUGUUCAUCACCCUCAUCUACUUCCUGCAGUGUUACCUGGAGUGCCUGCUGCCUCCUUGCUGGGUGGCCAUCCGCGACUAGAGACUGCUCAUGCUAGCAGCUUAAGCCAUUUGGCAUUAGCACACCAGCAGCAGCAACAGAUGUUACAACACCAGUCUCCACAUCUUCUUGGACAAGCUCAUCCUUCUGCUUCCUAUAAUCAGCUAGGGCUUUAUCCAAUUAUUUGGCAGUAUCCAAACGGAACACAUGCUUACUCAGGACUUGGUCUGCCCUCCUCCAAAUGGGUCCAUCCAGAAACUCCUGUUAAUGCGGAAGCUUCCUUGAGAAGGAAAACUCCCAGCCCAUGGUUACACCAGCCCACCCCCGUGACCUCAGCUGACAGCCUUGGUUUACUGAGUCACAUUCCUGUGCGACCAUCUAGUGCAGAUCCCCUUCGGCCGCUCAAACUGACAACGCAUUCCAGCCCACCAUUGUCCAAAAGUAUCAUAGAGCAUCACAAAGAAGAACUGGAGAGGAAAGCGUUCAUUGAACCUUUGCGUUCUGUUACAACUACACCAGUAAAGACAGAGCUAGAGCAAAGCAGAAUGCAGUCAGCAAAGGAGAGCCAUAUGCACAGACAUUUUGCAGAUCCAAUGUUGAACCAGCUGCCAAAGCCACCACAGGAGACUGGGGAGCGACUGAGCAAAUACAAAGAAGAACACAGACGGAUACUCCAAGAAAGUAUUGAAGUUGCUCCUUUUACAGCUAAAAUAAAGGCACUGGAGGGAGAGAGAGAGAACUAUUCCAGGGUAACAUCCUUAUCUUCAAGUCCCAAAAGCCAUUCAGUAAAAUAUGACAAGGAUGCUGAACGCUCUGUGUCAGAACUGUAUAAAAUGAAGCAUUCGGUUCCACAGAGUUUGCCACAGAGUAACUAUUUCACCACCUUGUCGAACAGUGUAGUAAAUGAACCACCAAGAUCAUACCCGUCAAAGGAAGCUUCAAGUGCAUAUGUUGAUAAGCAAACUAAUUGUCCUUCGACAGCAGCUAGUCCCCAGUCUCUCCCCUCUUACAUUUCUUCCCUUUCAAAACCUCCACCUUUAAUCAAGCACCAACCAGAGAGUGAAGGCUCUGCAAGCAAGAUACCUGAGCAGCUUUCACAGUCAGUGCAAUUUCACUCUGUAAAUUCUUUCAGAAGUGACAGCAGGAGCCCUACUCAGUUGUCAGUCUCAUCUUCCAAUACACUCCGGAGUAUGCCUGCCUUGCAUAGAGCCCCCGUGUUUCACCCCCCUGUGCACCAGAACCUGGAGAAGAAGGAAAGCAGCUAUAGCAGCCUUUCACCUCCGACUCUUACCCCUGUUCAACCCGUUAAUGCUGGCAGUGGCAAAAUACAGGAGUUGCAGAAACCACCAACUUUAGUACCCGAACCUAAGGAAGCUCAGACUGUCUACAAGGGCACUUCGGAACAGAAUUUAUCAGAAAUAUGGAAAUCCAGCAAUGUCCCAAAUAACGAAAAAGUGGAUUGGCAUGUUGAAAGAAUGAGUGGAAAGUCGCAGUCUGCUACAGCAUCUGUUAUUGUGCGUCCUUCUAGCACGAAAUAUGAUAGCAUACCAGUAAUGCAGUCUGCUUCCAAAGAUCGAGUUAGCGAGAGAUCUUCAGCUGUGACAAAUCAAGCAGAUUGCCUGAAAACAGCGGAAGCCAGGGAGACUGGAAGAGUUAUUCUGCCAAAUAUGAACACAGACAGUGCUCGCACACAGCAUGAAAAGAAAUUUCCAGCUGUCUCGCAAGGUAGUGUUCCUCGUGCUGUCACCCCUUCCACAGCUACGAUCUGCAGUACCAAAACGGAUGUCACCGCUUCAGCAGCAACAACUACCAGUGUGUCGAGCUGGGGUAGUUCUGAAGUGACUUACUCCUUAUCGAGCACGGUGUUGGCCUGCGCGCCGCUGGAGUGUUCUGCCUCGAGAGCGGCGAGUCAGGUGGUGGCGCAGACCCAGGAACGCAAGGUCAGUGCUCCAGCUCCGGUUACACCCGCCGCUGGCAAGACAGGCAGUGCUGCUCAGCCUGGCUCGGGAUUCUCCACUUCCAGCAACUUUGUCCAUUUGAAAAAGCACAAGGCAGCCUUGGCUGCAGCUCAGUUUAAAAGUAGUAACACCAGUGAGACCAAGUCCAACCCUGUGAAAAAUCAGACAUUUUCAACCUCUCUCUCCGUAGACAGUGCUAUCGUCUGUAAUACAAUAAACAAAGCGAACUCUGUAGGCAGUGGGCAAACUUCCCAGACCAGUCAGCCAAACUACCACACUAAACUGAAAAAGGCUUGGCUAACAAGACAUUCGGAAGAAGAUAAAAACACUAAUAAAAAAGAGAAUUCAGGGAACAGUGUUUCAGAAAUUAUUAAGCCAUGUACUGUCAAUUUAAUAGCUUCUACAUCAAAUGAUUUGCAAAAUAACAUAGAUAGUAAAAUGUUGGCAGAUAAGUUUGUGAAGGAAGAUAAGCACCCUAGGAGAAAAGCAAAACGAACUUACGAGUCUGGCUCUGAAAGCGGAGACUCUGAUGAAAGCGAGAGCAAGUCAGAGCAAAGGACUAAACGGCAGCCCAAGCCAACUUACAAAAAGAAACAAAAUGAUUUGCAGAAAAAAAAGGGUGAUACAGAAGAAGAAGUAAAGCCGAAUGGUGUUCUUAGCAGGAGUGCCAAAGAAAAAAGCAAGCUGAAGUUACAGAGCGGCAGUAACAGCAGUGAGUAUAUUAAUCUGAUUUGGAAGAGACAGACUAUUGUGAAGACUGUCAAUCCUGGAGGGUUUGUCAUGCACGAUAGCUGGGAAGAGAGUUAA
Molecule: messenger RNA, 5111 nt
Organism: Pterocles gutturalis (yellow-throated sandgrouse)
Lineage: Eukaryota; Metazoa; Chordata; Aves; Pterocliformes; Pteroclidae
Gene: JMJD1C
Product: jumonji domain containing 1C
Exons: 9
Source: RefSeq, a predicted model, not a curated record